CAAACACACUCAGACCUUCCAGUCCAGCAAACCUCCUCUCUCUCUCUCACACACACACACACACACAGCUGCAAACGAACGACUGUAAUCCACUGAUCUGCUCUCCACAGCAGCGUAUCCAGAGCGGGAGCAAAGAGAACCAAAUCCGAACCGCUCUCAUGCAGUGCUAUAUUCUUCCUCUCCUCCUCAUCCUCGGGGUGAGGGACGGACUCGGGUCCCCUCUGACAUCGAGCCCCGGCACUACCGAGGCCCCCAGCGCGCCGCCGGACCCCUGCGAGGGCAGACCCUGCCUGAACGGGGGCGCCUGUAGUCGUGUGGGAGAGAUGGAGGAGAGUCAGAGCACACAGAUGCAGGCUGACUUCUGGGCUUAUACGUGCAUCUGCGGCCAGGGCUUCACUGGACAGAACUGUGAGUUUUUUGCAGAUCCAUGCGCCAGCAGCCCCUGUCUCCAUGGCAACUGUAGCCAGGACGUUGAGGGGGAUGGGUUUGUGUGCGAGUGCAGUGAGGGUUACAGCGGGGUCCGGUGUGACCUGCCUACUUUGACCUUUGACCUGUCCGAGUCCACCUGGGACCUCGCCGAGAGCCUUGUACCGGAACAUGCCACGCCCGCCACACCCGCCACACCUGCGACCACCACUCAAGUGUUUCAGCCAACCACAGUCCCCACCACUACUCAAGCUCCGCCCACACUGGAGCCGUGGCGACCCAAACCGGGUCAGAAAGUGGUGGAAAUACUGUGGGAGGAUCAGCAGGUUACUGAUGAAGCCGAAUGUGUGAGUACCGCAGGAGGUGAGUCUGCCGGAAUGAUGACUGUUUCCAUGGAGGUCACCGAGGAAACAGCUGUGAAGUUGGUGGGUAAUGUAAGUGGCUCCGCUGUGCUGUGGCGUGUAGGUGAGGCUGGUUAUGAGCAGUGCUCUGUUGCAGAUGGUACAAUCAUGUGGUUUCAGCAGAGCUCAGAUGGCCUGGUGCUCCCUGACCAGUCCCUGCCAUUCGGACACAACUACUUCAUCAGUGUGUUGCAUGUUGGUGCACCCUCUGGUCCAGAGGUCACUUUGAGGCUGCAUCUCAAUGUAAAAACCAAUAACUGUAUGGAGCCCGGAAGUGGAUUCAGUGACCCACAAUGCUCUGGAAAAGGAAAAUGCAUCACCCAGUCCUCUGUGGACACAUUUUACUGCCAGUGUGAUGAUGGGUACUCUGGGAUCUUCUGUGAGGAGUUUGACGCAUGUCACCUGAAGCCCUGCGAGAACAACGGCACCUGUGCUGACCUCACACAGAGAGAUGAAGGACAAAACUACACCUGUACCUGCCAACCAGGUUUUGAGGGAGACCGUUGUCAGUCAUUGGUCGAUCACUGUGUUUCUGGACCCUGCAGGAACGGAGCCACUUGCUCCAGCAGCCUAGAAGGACCUCACUGCUAUUGUGCUGAAGGGUAUCAGGGUGCCAAGUGUGAGCAGAAGAUUGAUCCUUGUGCUUCUGGGCCCUGCCACAAUAAUGCCAGCUGCUCCGCACAGGGUGCCGGUUUGGGCUUCAGCUGCACCUGUCCUACAAGUUUCACCGGACCUACCUGCGCCCAGCUUGUGGACUUCUGCGCCCUCAACCCAUGCGCUCACGGCAUCUGCCGCAGCAUCGGCACUAGUUAUAGGUGCCUGUGUGUACCAGGUUAUCAUGGUCUUUACUGUGAGGAGGAGUAUAAUGAAUGCGUGUCUGCUCCCUGUCAGAAUUACGCCACAUGCAGAGACCUGAUCAAUGCUUACGAGUGCAUCUGUGUCCCACAGUUCACAGGUAAGCACUGUGAGAUAUAUAAGGACCCCUGUCUGAGGCUCAGGUGCCAGAAUGGAGGACACUGUGACAGUGGAGAAAGAAACACAUCCUGUGUGUGUCCUCCAGGAUAUAUGGGCGACAACUGUGAGGUUGACGUCAACCAGUGUGAGAGUAACCCCUGUCACCAUGGCGGCACCUGCAUCGACCAAUCAAACGGCUACACCUGUCACUGCCCUCCCGGCUGGGUCGGCGGAAGCUGUGAGAUCCAUCUGCAGUGGAAGAUGGCUCAGCCGGUCGACUCGCUGACCAACAUGCCUCGUCACUCUCUGUACAUAAUCAUCGGCGCUCUGUGUGUGGCUUUCGUCUUGAUGCUCAUCAUCCUCAUCGUUGGCAUCUGUCGCAUCAGCCGCAUCGAGUACCAGGGCUCGUCCCGUCAUGCCUACCAGGAGUUUUACAACUGCCACAGUAUUGACAGCGAUUUCAGCAAUGCUAUCGCCUCCAUUCGCCACGCGAGGUUUGGGAAGAAAUCCAGACCAGCAAUGUAUGAUGCGACUCCCAUCAGUUAUGAAGAUUACAGCCCUGAUGACAAGCCUCUAGUCGCACUCAUUAAAACGAAAGAUUUGUGAGGCAAUACAUCUGCACACACACACACACACACACACUGCAAACACACAGUCACUAUUCCAGCCUUUAAAAUGAGUCAAUCCGUGCAGUAU
Molecule: messenger RNA, 2477 nt
Organism: Sinocyclocheilus anshuiensis
Lineage: Eukaryota; Metazoa; Chordata; Actinopteri; Cypriniformes; Cyprinidae
Gene: dner
Product: delta/notch-like EGF repeat containing
Exons: 13
Coding region: 159-2387 (742 amino acids)
Molecular function (GO): calcium ion binding
Source: RefSeq, a predicted model, not a curated record